GACGGCACAGAGGCCAGCCCGUUGCCCGUUAUUCUUGUUGUCACCCAUGGUGAGAAAGUGUGUCAUCCUUCAAUAACUACUGCGGAUAGAGACAACUGAGAGAGUAGCAAUUCCUGAGAGUGAACAGAAAUGCUGAGAGCUGAAGAGCGGCAUGCGGCUGUGGUUCUCGAAUUGUAGAGCUUGUCCGCAAGGCUACAAUCCUUUUGUGGCAUUGUGUCAAACACAUCCGCAGCUAUAGAACAUGCCAUGGACAAGGGAGUCAGGAAAUCAAACUUGGCAAUAAGCAGACGAGGUCGACUGAAUCGAUGGCUGAACACCAAGAAGCCAACCUGGCAUGGUGUGUACAUGUAGCUAAUACAGCGCUUUAAAAAACCUUUGUUUCCUGAGCAAAGGAUUUCCUCUGAAAGGAUGUUCAACAUUUUCCUGCCCUGCUCUGCAACCAUUAAAAGUUUUAUCGGAAAAGUGCUCUGAAGUGGGUGUGGGUGAAGGCUCUUGAAGUUUCCCUGUGUAGUUUUAAUCAGCGCUUUUAACCAGCAUUUGGCAACUUCCUGAUGCAGAUGUUUAUCUUGUUGAUGUCCCUCGGUCAGAGCGAGUGGUUACUUGUAUAGGGUGUUCCUCUCUGCAUGUGCGAUGUAGUUGGAACAAUUGCAUGCUGUACACAUGAGAACAGUCUGCAGAGCAGACAAACCAGAGACAUAACUAUAUAUCAGCUCUUCAAAUCAUCAGAGCAUAGAUGGACUUGAGUCGCGUUGCCAUGCAGAUCUGCGGAUAGUAUUCUCUGUCCUUUUGGAUCAGACAUUCGGAGAAACCGAGGCCUAUGAAAUGGAUUAUUGGAUUAAUUGAUAGGAUUAUCCAUGUUGAUUGUUUUUGUUGAUGAGGAUUUCCAAGCAGGAUCAUGGCCAUGCAAAAGCAGAGCUUGUUGUAAUAACCAUUUUGGAUUGUCAUGUUCUACACAAUGUUCACAAUACGGAGGAGACUGACCCACUAGUGUCUAUUAAUGAUUGUCACUGGAAAUGUGCUGGUGGGUGCUUCCCUAGACCAACAUGCACUUCAAGUUAACGUGUAAUUGAUAAGGAAUUAUGAAAGAAUGUCAUGGACCAUAGCCUCUACUUUACAAGCCAGUGUUUAAUAUGGAUAUCAUUUAAUGAAUACCAGAGCUGUAGAGAGUGUCCGGUCACCACCAUCCUUAUUUGUCUUGAAGUUGCAAAACUUAAAGUUUGGAAAUUUAAAGUGAAUGUUGAUAGCUUCAUCAUACCAAUGAUCAAUAAGCAUUGGUGUGGCAAAGUGAGGAAUUAUAUUUGAGUGGCCCAGAGAUUUGAAUUGAAGAUUGCCACCUGUUUCUUCGUAGAGAUCAGAGUCAAGAGAAGUGUUCAGUCAUCGUCUUUUUAGAACUACAUGUACGUGUAAUUACCAAGUGAAUCAAAAUGGAGGAUUCUACCCCAAGCAGGACUAGUCAGAGUUUCAGAAACAAACAACUGAAUCGCUUAUCGGGUGUCUUCAAGCCCAUGUCGAAGAACAGACCCAUGAGCACGGGGAGCUCGAGUCUCUUUCGCAAGCCCAGCUUCACGGGACAUUUCUCCCGCGGCAAUAGCAGCAGUAGCAGCACAAGUAGCAGUAGCAGCAGCAGAGGGAGCAGCGGAGGGGGGAGUAGCGGCUUAGGGAGUGGCUUAGGGAUCAGUGGAGGGUUCAGUAGAUGGUCCUCAAGGGAGGGGUCCAAGAAGAGACAGGCCCCACCCCCUCCGGAAAGCCCAGGGGGAUCCCCGAGGAGGACGGGAACUAGGUCUUCCGGGUAUAAGCCGGUCUUGAGGAUGGUUAAAACCAAACCAAGACUAAAAGGUUUGUCUGGGACUGGUCUGUUGAUGUCAGUCAUUAGAACACUAUCUGCAAGCGAGGAUGAGCAGCAGAGAGGUGUGGAGAAAGCAAGACUAGAGAAGGCAUACAGGGAGUGUGACAGGAAACUUGAUAAGCUUAUUACAGUAAACUAUGACACCCUCACCAAAACCAUCCAAGCAUACAGCAGCAUCUCAGGGCGGAUCAAGAAUGCCAGGGAGAGGACCAAGGUCGUCAAGGCGGACCUUCUAUCCUGCAAGGAACUCCUCCACUGCAGAAGGGACGAGCUACGCAAGCUAUGGCUGGAGGGGAUCGAACAGAAGCAGGUCCUAGCACUCCUUGAUCAGAUUGAAGACGUAAAGAGUGUAUCCACCCGUCUUGCCACAUUCCUAGCCAACAAGCACUACCUUCAUGCCACCGAGCUCUUGACCAAGACCAUGGGUCAGUUGGAUGGGGACCUCAAGGGGGUCGAGGCCCUUAGUGAGACCAGGAUAGAGAUGUUUGCCAGGAAAGAUCAACUCAACACAACACUUCUCAUGGAACUCAGGGAUCACCUUUAUGAGAAAUCAGCCACCACAUUCCAAACGAACUUCAACCGCGGCGGUUCCCUCCGAGGAUCGGGCGGGAUUGGAGGAGACGCAUCGCCCAAGCUUUCAAGGAAACAAGCCCUCAUUGAGAUGGCAGGGUCAGCCAGGAAGGCAGCCUCAAAGACACCAAGAAAAUCGCCUAUGUUGAGCGAUAGCUCUGACGAGGAGAAUCGACCAAUCACAGAGGACCUGACAAUGGAUCCUGAGACCAAUGUAGAUCACUACAUUGCCAUCUUGGUGGAAUCACUGUCACUACUGAAGAGAAUACCAGAGGCUGUUGAGGCAAUCAAGGGUGAAGUCCAGUCCGAGCUUGCAAAGAUUGUUCAUAAGUCAACAGCAGAUGUCGCUGAUAAUGCAAAGCAACGUGGAGAGAACAUCAUGCAGCAGAACCAACCCAAACUCCUGGAAGAACUCCUAGAUCUAAUCUUUGAGAGGUUCAAGUGCGUAGCAUCAGCUCACAUGUGUGUCCUAGGUGCUCUACAAAGGAUAACGACGAGUGGAGAUGUUCAGCUCUACACCAUGGGGGAUAUCUGGUCCAAGAUACAGACACAGCUUCAAAUGAUCCUGAGUAGUUACCUUGAUGUUAGGAAUGUAACAGCUACAGCCCAGCAAGCCACUUCAGCAUUCACUGAAGUCAGUGCUAGUGAUCUGAAUACAUAUUUCAGCAGACGAAAGCAAGUUAGACAGAGGAAGGUUCCUCUGUUCCGCUUUGAUAUGUCAUCCCAUGCUAUUAGUAUGACAAACUAUAUGAGAGAGCAGAAACAAGAGUUUUAUGGCUCGGAUGGUCAAGUGUUAGCGGAGGAUGAGACGAGCGAGCAGACGCAGAUGGUUUGUAAGCCUAGUAUCAAGAACAUCACCAUCAUCUUUAAGCCACUCAAUAGAUUCAUCAAGGAUAUUGAGGCUUCGAUGAAUGUCACAAAUGGAAACCAUUGCACAUUACAUCAUUUUGUAAGUGACUUUGUGAAGGAAAUCUUCUUAGGAUAUCUGCAAGGUGACAUUGAGGAAGAUCUUCAAGCUGCUACCAAAGGAAGUGAAUCCCUGAAGUCGCUGGUCGACAUGCAGACCCAGAAGACCUUGGGUGCCCCCUGUCCUUUACUUCAAGCAGUGGUUACCAUGGACAAGGCCGUGUCCUCGCUCCGGCAGCUGACCACCGACUUGCCGUCCUAUGCUGACCAGUUCCUUCAGAUGUUGUGCACUAUCCUACAGGAUUACAAGGAGACCUGUUAUGCAACUUACAGAGGCCUGGUUCAACCGGAAUCGGAAGACAAGAGAAUCUUCAGUGCUUCCUGGGUGAAGGAUACCGGUAUCAACCAAUGUCUACGCUACCUACCUAACUGGCUCAACCUCCAGGAAGAGAGAAAAGCCGACAAAGACUCCAUCGAUCAGGUUCCAGAAACUAUUGAAGAUAUCCGGGAGAGAAACGAAAAGGAGUCUGAAUUACUGGUGACAAACUUAGGAGACAAGCUUCUCCAGACACAUGAAGUGCUGACCGAUCUAGGUUCUCUGCGAUUACUUGCCAAUCUUCAUGAAAGUCUGGAAUGGUUUGCUUGUCGAGUGAGAAACUUUGCCGGCCUUUUACCUAGCCAGGGAUUCAACACGCUCACAGUUCCAGGCUCGGUAUCGUUGGAAAUACCUCCAGUGGAUAUGAGUCUAUUACAUUCCCUGAUCGGUCUAGCCAAAGAGUUCCAGGACCUAGCUGACACAUGUCUGUUGGUUCUUCAUCUUGAAGUCAGACUUCACUGUUUCUUCUUUCUCAUGCCAGUAACUAAACAGUCAAGUUUCUUUACAAGUGUCGAUAGCGUGGAUCCAGACCCUAAUGUUAUCAAACUGAGUAAGGAUCUUACCAGUCUGGAAGAAGCGCUGCACACCAGUUUGCAUCCAGCUAAGUUUAAGUACGUGUUUGAAGGGUUGGGUCAUCUGGUAUCGUAUCUCCUUAUCAACAGCUCACAGUACAUCAAGAGAAUUAACGAGAAUGGUAUCAAGAAGAUGUGCCGGAAUAUCUUCAUUCUACAGCAAAACCUGACAAAUAUCACCAUGUCAAGAGAGACUGAUUUGGACCAUGCUAGGCAGUACUAUGAACUCAUGUAUAAGACUACAGAUGACAUUCUGAACAGCAUUGUAGAGCAAGGAGCUGCAUUCAAGGAACUGGAGUAUCGUAACAUCAUUAACCUUCUACAUCGCAGCAGCUCGGCUUAUGAUCAGAAGUCACUCGGACAGAGGCUGAAGAAACUGGAAGAGAUCAUGACCGAGGCAGUGUAAAGCGGUCCUG
Messenger RNA from Lytechinus variegatus (green sea urchin), 4686 nucleotides. It is a transcript of the gene exoc4, whose product is annotated as exocyst complex component 4-like. Gene Ontology annotation, biological process: exocytosis; Golgi to plasma membrane transport; chemical synaptic transmission. NCBI's taxonomy places the organism in Eukaryota, Metazoa, Echinodermata, Echinoidea, Temnopleuroida, Toxopneustidae. Gene Ontology annotation, cellular component: growth cone membrane; synapse; exocyst. Bases 1425 to 4676 code for a protein of 1083 amino acids. The record is from RefSeq and is a predicted model, not a curated record. The transcript has 23 exons.